Molecule: messenger RNA, 5529 nt
Organism: Hippocampus zosterae (dwarf seahorse)
Lineage: Eukaryota; Metazoa; Chordata; Actinopteri; Syngnathiformes; Syngnathidae
Product: NADH-ubiquinone oxidoreductase chain 2-like
Exons: 1
Biological process (GO): mitochondrial electron transport, NADH to ubiquinone
Molecular function (GO): NADH dehydrogenase (ubiquinone) activity
Source: RefSeq, a predicted model, not a curated record
AUGAACCCCUAUAUUAUAUCAUUCCUUCUACUAGGUCUAGGCUUAGGUACUACCAUUACAUUCAUAAGCUCUCAUUGAUUAAUAGCAUGAAUAGGCUUAGAAAUUAAUACACUAGCAAUCAUCCCCCUAAUAGCACAACACCACCACCCACGGUCUGUAGAAGCUUCAACAAAAUACUUUCUCACCCAAGCCACAGCUGCAGCAAUAAUCCUAUUUGCUAGCUCCACUAACGCCUGAAUUACAGGACAAUGAAGCAUCAAUGAGAUAUCACAUCUUAUUCCUACAACCAUUAUGAUACUAGGACUAGCUCUGAAAAUUGGUAUGGCACCUCUCCACACAUGAAUACCAGAAGUACUUCAAGGACUUGAUCUAACCACAGGGUUAAUCAUAUCAACAUGACAAAAGCUAGCACCAUUUUCCUUACUAAUACAAAUAAACCUAAAUAACCCUGUAUUAAUCACAAUAGCAGUUAUAUCAACCAUAGUGGGGGGCUGGGGGGGCUUAAACCAAACGCAAUUGCGAAAGAUCUUGGCAUACUCAUCAAUUGCCCAUAUUGGAUGAAUAAUCCUUGUCCUACAGUUUUCACCCUCACUAACACUACUAACUCUUCUAAUCUACAUCCUUAUAACACUUUCUGUAUUCAGCUUAUUCAAAGUAAAUAAAACAACUUCUAUCAACUCACUAGCUACAUCAUGAUCAAAAUCUCCUACAAUCACCGCACUAGCUCCCCUUGUCCUACUAUCAUUAGGGGGGUUACCACCACUUACAGGGUUUGGACCAAAGUGAAUAAUCUUAUCAGAACUAACAAAACAAGAACUUAAUACUAUUGCAACAAUUACAGCAUUAUCUGCUUUACUAAGCCUAUAUUUUUACCUGCGACUCUCAUAUGCUAUAACACUAACCCUUUCACCAAAUACUACCCCUAUAACCAACCAGUGACGGUAUCACACCAAGCAACCUAUUAUUCACCUAUCCAUCUCCACCAUCAUAUCAUUAAUAAUACUCCCCAUUUUACCUAGCAUAAUAACUUUAAUCAACUAAGAGUUUAGGUUAAUAAAAGACCAAAGGCCUUCAAAGCCUUAAGUAGAAGUGAAAAUCCUCUAACUCUUGAUAAGACUUGCGGGAAAUUAACCCACAUCUACUGUAUGCAAAACAGACACUUUAAUUAAGCUAAAGCCUUACUAGAUGGGAAGGCCUCGAUCCUACAAUUUCCUAGUUAACAGCUAGACACUCUAACCAGCGAGCAUCCAUCUACUUUCCCCCCGCCUUGAAAGGCGGAAAGGCGGGGGGAAAGCCCCGGCAAAAAUUAAUUGGCCACUUAAGAUUUGCAAUCUUAUGUGUAAAACACCUCAAGGCUUGGUAUGAAGAGGGCUUAAACCUCUGUAUGUGGGGUUACAAUCCACCGCUUACUCAGCCAUCCUACCUGUGGCAAUCACGCGAUGAUUUUUCUCAACCAAUCACAAAGACAUCGGCACCCUAUACUUAGUAUUUGGUGCUUGGGCCGGAAUAGUCGGCACUGCACUCAGCCUUUUAAUCCGAGCAGAACUAAGUCAGCCGGGAGCUUUACUAGGAGACGAUCAAAUCUAUAAUGUUAUCGUUACUGCUCAUGCUUUUGUAAUGAUUUUCUUCAUAGUCAUACCAAUUAUAAUCGGAGGUUUCGGCAACUGAUUAGUCCCAUUAAUAAUUGGGGCACCUGACAUAGCCUUUCCUCGAAUGAAUAAUAUGAGUUUCUGAUUAUUACCUCCUUCCUUCCUACUUCUCCUUGCUUCAUCCGGAGUAGAAGCGGGGGCAGGAACAGGUUGGACUGUUUACCCACCAUUAGCUGGUAACCUGGCCCAUGCUGGAGCUUCUGUAGAUUUAACAAUUUUCUCUCUCCAUUUAGCAGGUAUUUCAUCUAUUCUAGGAGCAAUUAACUUUAUUACUACUAUUAUUAACAUAAAACCCCCGUCAAUUUCUCAAUAUCAAACACCGUUAUUUGUGUGAGCAGUUUUAGUGACCGCAGUUUUACUAUUACUUUCACUUCCUGUUCUGGCGGCUGGUAUUACCAUACUUCUCACAGAUCGAAACUUAAAUACAACAUUUUUUGAUCCUUCUGGAGGAGGAGACCCUAUCCUUUACCAACACUUAUUCUGAUUCUUUGGGCAUCCUGAAGUUUAUAUUCUUAUCCUACCAGGUUUCGGCAUGAUCUCACAUAUUGUAGCCUACUACUCUGGUAAAAAAGAACCUUUUGGUUAUAUAGGAAUAGUGUGAGCAAUAAUAGCAAUUGGACUUCUAGGGUUUAUUGUUUGAGCUCAUCAUAUGUUCACUGUGGGGAUAGAUGUAGAUACACGAGCAUACUUUACCUCAGCAACCAUAAUUAUCGCCAUUCCUACUGGUGUAAAAGUAUUUAGCUGAUUAGCCACACUUCACGGAGGCUCUAUUAAAUGAGAAACCCCCCUAUUAUGAGCUCUGGGGUUCAUCUUUUUAUUUACUGUUGGAGGACUAACAGGUAUUGUGUUAGCAAACUCCUCUUUAGAUAUUGUAUUACAUGAUACUUAUUACGUAGUUGCUCAUUUCCACUAUGUUCUCUCAAUAGGUGCUGUAUUUGCAAUUAUAGCAGGAUUUGUGCACUGGUUUCCCUUAUUUACAGGUUAUACACUACACAGCUCUUGAACCAAAAUUCAUUUUGGUGUAAUAUUUGCUGGUGUAAACCUAACAUUCUUCCCUCAACACUUCUUAGGAUUAGCUGGUAUACCACGCCGAUACUCUGAUUACCCAGACGCAUACUCAUUAUGAAACACUGUCUCCUCUAUUGGAUCGCUUGUGUCUUUAAUCGCCGUAAUCAUAUUCUUAUUUAUUAUUUGAGAAGCAUUCGCUGCUAAACGAGAAGUGCUAACAGUUGAACUAACCUCAACAAAUAUUGAAUGACUGCACGGAUGUCCACCACCAUACCACACAUUUGAGGAACCUGCCUUUGUUCAAGUACAAGCAAACAAUUAGACGAGAAAGGAGGGAAUUGAACCCCCAUAAAAUGGUUUCAAGCCACCCACAUAACCGUUCUGUCACUUUCUUUAUUUAAUUAACCAAGAUAUUAGUAAAAUAUUAUACUGCUUUGUCAAGGCAGAGUUGUUGGUUAAACCCCUACAUAUCUUAAAUAAUGGCUUAUCCCUCCCAACUAGGUUUUCAAGACGCAGCAUCACCUGUAAUAGAAGAAUUACUUCAUUUUCAUGAUCAUGCAUUAAUAAUUGUAUUUCUGAUCAGCACCUUAGUGCUUUAUAUUAUUGUAGCCAUAGUAACUACUAAACUAACAAACAAAUUCUUAUUAGACUCACAAGAGAUUGAAAUUAUUUGAACUGUUCUUCCUGCAAUUAUUCUUAUUCUAAUCGCCCUCCCAUCACUACGAAUCCUAUACCUUAUGGAUGAAGUGAAUGAUCCUCAUCUAACAAUCAAAGCAGUUGGACAUCAGUGAUACUGAAGUUACGAGUAUACUGAUUAUGAAGAUUUGGCCUUCGAUUCCUACAUAAUCCCAACUCAAGACCUUACGCCAGGUCAAUUCCGACUAUUAGAAGCAGAUCACCGUAUAGUAAUCCCAGUUGAAUCACCUAUUCGAGUAUUAGUAUCUGCAGAAGAUGUACUCCACUCAUGAGCAGUCCCUUCUUUAGGGGUUAAAAUGGAUGCAGUACCAGGACGACUUAAUCAAACAGCUUUUAUCACAUCACGACCAGGCGUGUUUUAUGGACAAUGUUCAGAAAUCUGUGGUGCUAACCACAGCUUCAUGCCUAUUGUAGUAGAAGCAGUACCAUUACAACAAUUUGAAAACUGAUCAUCUCUAAUACUUGAAGACGCCUCGUUAAGAAGCUAAACAGGACCUCAGCGUUAGCCUUUUAAGCUAAAAAUUGGUGACUCCCGACCACCCUUAGCGACAUGCCUCAAUUAAAUCCCACACCUUGAUUAAUAAUUCUCCUAUUUACAUGAUUAGUUUUUACUAUCAUUAUUCCACCUAAAGUCAUAGCACACAAAUACCCUAAUGAACCAAAUGUUUUAAGCAGUAAAACAUUAAAAACAACCCCUUGAAACUGACAAUGACACUAAGCUUUUUUGACCAAUUUAUUAGUCCCAUAUUUUUAGGUAUCCCACUAAUAGCUUUAGCUAUUUUACUACCUUGAAUCAUAUUCCCAACCCCCUCUUCUCGUUGGAUAAACAACCGCCUCCUUACAUUACAAAACUGGUUUAUUAAUCUAUUCACAAAACAACUUCUACUUCCCUUAAAUACUUCAGGUCAUAAAUGGGCACUAAUCUUAGCCUCAUUAAUAAUCUUCCUGAUUUCUUUAAAUAUACUCGGACUACUUCCUUACACUUUCACUCCUACAACUCAACUCUCCUUAAACAUAGGACUAGCUGUACCAUUAUGACUAGCAACUGUUAUUAUCGGGAUGCGAAACCAACCCACACACUCCUUAGGCCACCUAUUGCCAGAAGGCACACCUGUAUUACUAAUCCCUGUGCUUGUUAUUAUUGAAACAAUUAGCCUAUUUAUUCGGCCUGUUGCCCUGGGUGUUCGACUAACAGCAAAUUUAACCGCGGGGCACCUAUUAAUCCAGCUUAUUGCAACAGCAGCAUUUGUCCUUAUACCCCUAAUACCCACAGUGGCAUUACUAACAACAAUUUUAUUAUUCUUGCUUACAUUAUUAGAAGUAGCUGUUGCUAUAAUUCAAGCUUAUGUAUUCGUAUUACUACUAAGUCUUUAUUUACAAGAAAACGUUUAAUGGCCCACCAAGCACAUGCAUACCACAUAGUAGACCCAAGCCCCUGACCCCUUACAGGUGCAAUCGCAGCCCUUCUAAUAACUUCAGGGUUAGCUAUUUGAUUCCAUUUUAACUCAACUAUUCUAAUAACAGUUGGGUUAAUCUUACUGCUUUUAACAAUAAUCCAAUGAUGACGUGAUAUUAUCCGAGAGGGGACAUUCCAAGGGCACCAUACCCCCCCAGUACAAAAGGGGUUGCGAUAUGGUAUAAUCCUAUUUAUCACCUCAGAAGUUUUCUUUUUUCUAGGAUUCUUUUGAGCUUUCUACCACUCUAGCCUGGCCCCAACCCCAGAACUAGGCGGUUGUUGACCCCCUUCUGGAGUUAUCACACUUGAUCCUUUUGAAGUGCCUCUACUUAACACAGCAGUUCUACUUGCCUCUGGUGUUACAGUAACUUGAGCUCACCAUAGCAUUAUAGAAGGUGAACGAAAACAAGCCAUCCACUCACUCACCCUGACUAUUCUCUUAGGUUUCUACUUUACGUUCCUUCAAGCGAUAGAAUAUUAUGAAGCCCCCUUCACAAUCGCUGAUGGCGUUUAUGGAUCAACAUUCUUUGUAGCGACAGGAUUCCACGGAUUACAUGUUAUCAUUGGAUCAACAUUCCUAGCAGUUUGCUUAGUCCGACAAAUUCAAUACCACUUCACAUCACAACACCACUUUGGGUUUGAAGCUGCCGCAUGAUACUGACAUUUUGUAGAUGUUGUAUGAUUAUUCCUUUAUGUCUCAAUUUAUUGAUGAGGAUCUUA